This is a messenger RNA of Sungouiella intermedia, 453 nucleotides long. Lineage: Eukaryota; Fungi; Ascomycota; Pichiomycetes; Serinales; Metschnikowiaceae. The record is from the annotation of a GenBank genome assembly.
AUGGCAUCCAACGCUUCGUGCAUUUUCUGCAAAAUCAUUAAGGGCGAAAUCCCCUCGUUUAAGCUUCUUGAGACUAAACACACCUUCUCGUUUUUGGACAUCCAACCCACCGCUGAAGCUCACUGUCUCAUCAUUCCAAAGGCUCAUGGUGCUAAGUUGCACAACAUUCCCGAUGAGUACCUUGCUGACUUGUUGCCUGUGGUCAAGAAGUUGACUAAAGUGUUGGACCUCGAUGAGAACAACACCCCUGAGGGCGAGGGCUACAAUGUGUUGCAGAACAAUGGUAGAAUUGCUCACCAGGAAGUUGACCAUGUUCACUUCCACUUGAUUCCCAAGAAGGAUACCGAAACCGGUUUGAUUGUGGGAUGGCCAGCACAGGCCACGGACUUUGACAAGUUGGGCAAGCUCCAUGAAUCGUUGAAGGCCAAAUUGGAGGAAGCUGAGAAGUUGUGA